Molecule: messenger RNA, 738 nt
Organism: Homarus americanus (American lobster)
Lineage: Eukaryota; Metazoa; Arthropoda; Malacostraca; Decapoda; Nephropidae
Product: trichohyalin-like
Exons: 5
Coding region: 1-738 (245 amino acids)
Source: RefSeq, a predicted model, not a curated record
AUGCUAUACUACGCCUUUAAACAAGACGUGACAUUGAUGCUUGAGGCGCUGUUUGAGGCCGUAGAUACAAAGAUAAUGUCUCGUAUACAAACACAAAGGCUUCAAGACCAUGAAUUGGUCCCAAAAGAGGUGAAGUUACUCGUAAGAUCUAUGUGGAAGAAACGAAGACUCGCCCAGAAAAUGUAUGAAAGCCUCAGAACUCCAAUGAUCGUGACCCCGAGAGAUGUGUUCCGAGAGUUAAUGAGAAGGAGACAGAAACGUGCCGUAUAUCAUAAUGAUGCAAUUAAGGAAGAUAAAGAAAUGACUGUGAAGAAGAUACUCAACAGUGACAGCUGGCAACAGGUGGCCACAGCGCGUGAAAGAAGAGCGGCCAGACACCAGAGCAGAGACACCAGACCAGAGAGACACCAGAGCAGAGAGACACCAGAGCAGAGACACCAGACCAGAGAGACACCAGAGCAGAAGAGACACCAGAGCAGCAAGACAGAGAGACACCAGAGACACCAGAGAGAGACACCAGACCAGAGAGACACCAGACCAGAGACACCAGAAGAGAGACACACCAGAGCAGAGAGACACCAGACCAGAGAGAGACACCCAGAGCAGAGAGACAGACACCAGAGAGAGAGACAGAGAGACAGACACCAGAGACACCAGAGAGACACCAGAGAGAGAGACACCAGAGCGGCGGUUAAUGAUGAGUAUGAUAAUGGUAUUGAAGAUGACGACGAAGACUGA